Messenger RNA from Drosophila simulans, 1062 nucleotides. Its product is annotated as inositol monophosphatase 2. The record is from RefSeq and is a predicted model, not a curated record. NCBI's taxonomy places the organism in Eukaryota, Metazoa, Arthropoda, Insecta, Diptera, Drosophilidae. The coding region runs from base 85 to 939 and encodes 284 amino acids. The transcript has 2 exons. Gene Ontology annotation, biological process: inositol metabolic process; phosphatidylinositol phosphate biosynthetic process; signal transduction. Gene Ontology annotation, molecular function: inositol monophosphate 1-phosphatase activity.
CUUUCCUCUGGCGUCGUUACCAUUCCACAGCUGACUCGCGUCUAUAUAGUUCUGCUGCUCAGUCGGAAACCAACAGAAAUAGCAAUGAGUUCCGCGGUCAGCGAGUCCAAGCUCAAGGAGUACUACGAUGUGGCCCUCAAACUGGUCCUCCAGUGCGGGCCUCUGAUGCAGGAGGGCUACCAGAAGGCCAAGACGGACUACAAGGUCAAGGCGGACUUCUACGACCUGGUCACCGUGUACGAUAAGCAAAUCGAGGAUAUUUUAACCCAGGGAUUGGUGGCCGCCUUUCCCGAAUCCCUGAUCAUUGGCGAGGAGGAGUCGGCAGCUUCACAGCGCCAGGCGGAGCUGACCGAUGCGCCCACUUGGAUCAUAGAUCCCAUUGACGGCACCACCAACUUCAUCCACCGCAUUCCGCACUGCUGCAUCUCCGUGGGCCUGGCCAUCAACAAGGAGCUGGUCGUGGGCAUUAUCUACAAUCCGCCGGCAAAUGAACUGUUCUCCGCCUACAAGGGACAUGGAGCCUAUCUGAAUGGCGAACCCAUCCACACAUCCAAAGUGACGACGAUCAAGCAAGCAGUGAUUGCCUACGAGAUCUCCCUGAUCCACGCCGCCGGAGUGAGGGACAAGAAUGUGAAGCGACUGUACAAGAUGGCCUCGAAUGCCACGGGAACCCGGUGUUUCGGAAGUGCCGCCCUGACCCUGUGCUACGUGGCCACGGGCCAGUGCGAUGCCUAUCAUGUGGAGGAUCUGAAACCGUGGGACAUUGCUGCCGGAGCCAUCAUCCUGACCGAAGCCGGCGGCACUGUGUGCCACACCAGCGGCUCCAAAUUCGACGUGAUGAAACCGGAUUGCGUGUGCGCCGCCACGCCGGAGUUGGCCAAGAAUGUGAUUAGUCUUAUCGAAGAGGCCGGUCAGAUUACAGAGUACACAUUUAAGUAAAGACAGUUAAUGGCUCAGUAUGCAAAGACAGUAUCCACAUUUAUCACUUGUAAACUAUUCUAAUCGCGCGCGAGAUUGCAGACAGAUAUUCCAGUACAAUAAAACGAACUAAGUACAUAAGUA